Messenger RNA from Pipistrellus nathusii (Nathusius's pipistrelle), 1407 nucleotides. The record is from the annotation of a GenBank genome assembly. NCBI's taxonomy places the organism in Eukaryota, Metazoa, Chordata, Mammalia, Chiroptera, Vespertilionidae.
AUGCCCACCCCAGCGCAGGCCUCCUGGCUGCUGCUGCCGCCACUGCUGCUGCUGCUCACCCUGCGGGCUACAGGCUCACAGGCUGUCUUCUGCUUCACCGAGUAUGAGGAGUCCUCAGGCAAGUGCAAGAACCUCCUGGGUGGAGGUGUGGGUGUGCAAGACUGCUGUCUCAACGCUGCCUAUGCCUUCCAGGAGCCUGACAGUAAGCUCUGUCAGCCGUGCAGGUCCCCGCAGUGGUCACCCUGGUCCAGCUGGAGCCCCUGCUCAGUGACCUGCACUGAGGGCUCCCAGCUGCGGCACCGGCGCUGCGUAGGCUGGGGGGGCCAGUGCCCCGAGAAGGUGCAGCCUGGGACCCUGGAGUGGCAGCUGCAGGCCUGCGAGGACCAGCUGUGCUGUCCUGAGAUGGGCGGCUGGUCCAACUGGGGGCCCUGGACACCGUGCUCUGUUACCUGCGCCAAAGGGACCCGCACCCGCCAUCGGAAAUGUGAUGAGCCCGCCCCCAAGUGUGGGGGCUUAUGCCCGGGAGAGGCGCAGGAGUCGGAGGCCUGUGACACGAAGCAGGUCUGCCCCACACAUGGGGCCUGGGCUGCUUGGGGGCCCUGGGGCCCCUGCUCAGGCUCCUGCCAUGGCGGCCCCAAUGCCCCUGUGGAAAGACGGAGCCGCACGUGUACCGCACCUGAGCCCUCCGCAAGGCCUCCUGGGAAUCCGUGCCCAGGGACAGCAUACGAGCAGCGGGCCUGCAGCGGCCUGCCGCCCUGCCCAGUGGCUGGAGGCUGGGGGCCAUGGGGCCCAGUGACUCCCUGCCCGGUGACCUGUGGCCUGGGCCAGACCUUGGAACGGCGGGCAUGUGAUCACCCUGUGCCCAAGCACGGGGGCCCCUUCUGUGCCGGUGACGCCACGCGGACCCACAUCUGCAACACGGCCAGGGAAUGCCCUGUGAAUGGAGCGUGGGGGCCGUGGGGGGAAUGGAGCAAGUGCAUACGCCCGAAGAUAUCACAAAUCAGAUGUCAGGAGAUCCAAGGCUCGCAGUCACGCGACAGGGACUGCCUCGGCCGCAAGUUAACUGGACUUCGCUGUCCCGGGCAUUAUCAGGAUAUCCGGUACUGCUACGACAUCCAGCGCUGCUUGUUUGAAGGCUCUUGGUCAGAGUGGAGUACCUGGGGGCUGUGCACGCCCCCGUGUGGACCCAACCCCACCCGCAGCCGCAAGCGCCUCUGCACACCCCAUCUUCCCAACUUCGCGCCCACCAUUACCAUCGUGGAAGGUCAAGGUGAGAAGAACGUGUCCUUCUGGGGGACACCAUUGGCAAAGUGCGAGCCGCUACAGGGGCAGAGGUUGGUGGUGGAGGAAGAGAAGCCAUGUCUACACGUGCCUGCCUGCAAUGACCCUGAAGAUGAGAAGCUCUAA